This is a messenger RNA of Mycotypha africana, 711 nucleotides long. RefSeq lists its product as uncharacterized. The record is from RefSeq and is a predicted model, not a curated record. The coding region runs from base 1 to 711 and encodes 236 amino acids. Gene Ontology annotation, biological process: NAD+ biosynthetic process. Gene Ontology annotation, molecular function: nicotinamide-nucleotide adenylyltransferase activity; nicotinate-nucleotide adenylyltransferase activity. The transcript has 6 exons. NCBI's taxonomy places the organism in Eukaryota, Fungi, Mucoromycota, Mucoromycetes, Mucorales, Mycotyphaceae.
AUGCUGGCUUUAGAUGAGAGUAAAAUACCGCUCGUUAUUGUUGCUUGUGGAUCUUAUUCGCCUAUUACUUACUUACAUUUGAGAAUGUUUGAAAUGGCGCGGGACCAUUUCCAUCAACGUACAGAGUUCGAACUGAUUGCCGGUUAUUUCUCACCUGUAUCCGAUGCGUAUCGUAAAGAAGGUCUUGCAAAGGCAAAAGAUCGAGUGAAAAUGUGUCAGCUGGCUGUGGAUAGUACAUCAGAUUGGCUUAUGGUAGAUUCAUGGGAAUCUCGGCAGACACAAUAUCAAAGGACAGCCGUUGUUUUAGAUCACUUUGAAGAGCAACUGAAUGAACUAAGAGGUGGCAUCAAGACAAAAUCAGGCGAAACAAAGCAGUUCAAAAUCAUGCUUUUAGCAGGUGGUGAUUUGAUGGCUUCUUUUGGCCACCCUACAGUAUGGAGCGCAGAAGAUCUACAUCAUAUCGUGGGUAGAUAUGGCUGUGUUAUUAUAGAACGAACUGGCACCGAUGUAUAUGGAUUUUUGCUUGCGCACGAUAUAUUGUAUCAGCAUAAGUUGAAUAUAAUCAUCAUCAAACAGUUGAUCCAUAACGAUAUCAGCUCGACUAAGGUUAGACUGUUCGUCAAGCGAGGCAUGUCCAUCAAAUACUUACUUCCAAAUCCAGUCAUUGACUAUAUUCAGCGACAUAACUUAUACUUACCGCAACAGAGUUAA